AGCUAGCUGUCAGAAAGUGAGUUCAUUCCCCGGACUCGAGAAGACGGUACGCCGUCGAAAGCGGGUAUCUGUUUGCUUACAUUUAGCGACAAGAAACGGUGAGACAGAGGAUAAAUCAUCGUAGCGAGCCCGGCCAUGGAUGAACAGGCCGGCCCCGGCGUGUUCUUCAACAACAAUAACAACUCGGUUUUACCCGGCGCUGGUAAAGGACCGCUGCCCGAUGGUGACGCAGGGGAGGCGGCUCGGGCGCAGUACAGUAUCCCGGGGAUCUUACACUUCCUGCAGCACGAAUGGGCCCGCUUCGAAGUCGAAAGGGCACAAUGGGACGUGGAGCGGGCCGAAUUACAGGCACAAAUUGCCUUCUUACAAGGAGAAAGGAAGGGCCAGGAAAAUCUGAAAAAAGAUCUUGUGCGGAGGAUCAAAAUGUUGGAGUAUGCGCUGAAGCAAGAGAGAGCAAAGUAUCAUAAGUUAAAAUACGGGACUGACUUAAAUCAAGGUGACAUGAAACCUCCAAGCUACGAUUCCGACGAUACGAAUGAGAAUGACACUUCUGGAUCGCUGAACAAUCAGCUGUCCUGGAAACAAGGCCGGCAGCUCCUCAGGCAGUACCUGCAGGAGGUGGGUUACACCGACACCAUCUUAGAUGUGAAGUCACAGCGUGUGCGAGCGCUGCUGGGCCUAGCUGGCGAUGGAAGUGGGAAGACGGUUGAACAUAUGAAUACGGAGCCUUUGGUAAAUGGAACAGACGCAUCAACAAAGGGAAUGGGGACUAGAGGGAAAGCUGAGCUGUCGUCUGACACAAGCGCUGUACUGGAGGCCUUCAAGUUCAUCGAGAAUGCGGCAGCUGAGUUCAGUGAUGACGAUGAUGAAGAGGACAGUGAGGGCAAGGACAGGACUAAUGUGGAGUCCAGAACGAUCAUUCGGAAGAAGCCAUCAUCGUCAACGCCGCCAGCCAGUAUGGACAUUAGUGAGGACCCAGACACAGAAGAUGCCCUUAAGGGCUUCGACUUCUUAUCAAGUCCCGACGAGAUGGACAUCUCACCAGAGUGUCGCGGCACAGGGGAUGGCACUGACUGGGACAAGGACGAGCACGGUCCCAUUUCUGAGGCCUGGGACGUGGACCCGGGCUUGAUAACCAAACUCAAGGAGCAGUACAGAAAGGAACGCAAGGGGAAAAAGGGGGUGAAGAGACCUAACCGGUCCAAGCUCCAGGACAUGCUGGCUAAUCUGAGAGAUGCUGAGGACGUGUCCCACAUGCAGCCUCCAUCCACCCCCCAAUCCCGAUCCAACGUGGUACGCUUCAAUGAGCUCGACGGCAACCGAGCAGAUGAAGUGGAGGCGCUGACCUUCCCGCCCACCUCAGGGAAGUCGUUCAUUAUGGGCUCCGAUGAGGCCAUGGAGAGUGAGCUGGGCCUGGGCGAGCUAGCCGGGCUCACUGUAGCCAACGAGGCUGACAGUCUGGCGUACGAUAUUGGCAACAACAAAGAUGCCAUGAGAAAAACCUGGAAUCCUAAAUUCACCCUGCGGAGCCAUUUUGAUGCCAUUCGAGCACUGGCCUUCCAUCCCGUGGAGCCCGUCUUGGUCACUGCCUCAGAGGAUCACACCCUCAAGAUGUGGAAUCUUCAAAAGACAACUCCAGCCAAAAAGAGUACCUCUUUAGAUGUGGAGCCAAUCUACACGUUCAGGGCCCACAGGGGUGCUGUGUUGAGUGUGGUCAUGAGCAGCUCUGGGGAGCAGUGUUUUAGCGGAGGGGUGGACGGCACCAUCCAAUGCUGGAACAUGCCCAAUCCCAACAUUGAUCCCUACGAUUCCUAUGACUCAACAGUGCUGCGUGGGGAGCUCUGUGGACACACAGACUCCAUUUGGGGCUUAGUGUACAGCAGUGCACAUCAGCGUCUCCUUUCCUGCUCGGCUGAUGGGACUGUGAGACUGUGGGAUGCCAACAGCACUUCACCAGCCCUCGCUGUUUUCAACGAAAAUAAGAAGAUGGGAGUUCCCUCCUCGGUGGACCUGGUGUGCAGUGAACCAGCUCACCUGGUCACGUCCUUCACGAGUGGGGAGAUUGGACUCUUCAACAUGGAAACUAGUCAGCUUGUCCUCAAUUUGGAGUCCAGUUCGGAGCAAGGUCCUCCUAUUCACAUCAACAAGAUCCUCAGCCACCCCACGCUACCCAUCACCAUCACAGCACAGGAGGACAGACACAUCAAGUUCUUUGACAACAACACUGGCAAACUGAUACACUCUAUGGUGGCCCACCUGGAUGCCGUCACCAGCUUAGCUGUGGACCCCAACGGACUGUAUCUGAUGUCGGGCAGUCACGACUGUUCCAUCCGCCUGUGGAACCUAGAGAGUAAAACCUGCAUUCAAGAGUUCACAGCUCACCGAAAGAAGUUCGAGGAGUCCAUUCAUGAUGUGGCUUUUCAUCCGUCAAAAUGCUACAUCGCCAGCGCCGGGGCAGACGCCCUCGCCAAGGUGUUCGUAUGACACAGUGCGGCGUCUCUCUCCGAAGCCCCCUCCACCGCCUCCGCCUCCACUGAUCAGGGACCAAUCGAGGCACAGGAGGGGAACCCGACCUUCAGGCACUGGUCCAAGCCCACCCCCUACCGCCCACUGGUUUUCUAUCGGUCCGGCAGACACUGUAGCUGCUAACAGGCCGGGGAUCUCCACGUGCAGGUCGGGCUGGGAGAACUGUCCUCCUCCCCCUCUCAUCUAACAUCCAGGCAGGCCUGGAUGUGACCGCUCACAGCGCCCUACACCAACUCAGACUUCACCUCCACAGCCAGGAGGCUCAGGACAAGUGUGAGGAGUCAAAAAACACGGUUCCGAGACGCAUUUUUGCCCCGCGACGUCAGCCCGCAUCCCUCAGGCCCUCUCCUCCCCAUCUAACGGUCACCACAAGAUCAGGUUUUGUGUUGUCGGUCAAGAUUCACUUCUCCUUCGCUUCCUGGACUGACUGACUCCGCUUGCUGGCCUGCCUUGAUUUUCCUUUUUAAAACACUUGUUGACAAAUGUGCCUUUGCUUUAAAAGGCCUUGGAAAUGUUAUUUUAACAAGGUUGUUUUGGGGGAGUGGGGAGGGAGGAACCGGCAGAGAAAUGGAUCUGGUUGUCACAGUGUUGCUGAUUUUAACAUUGGAUGUAAAAUGACAAAUGCUUAUAAUAAACAAAAUAUAUAUUCAGUCUUAAAAUUAACUGUGUAGUGUGAAUUUGAGUGCUCCUUUUUGAUAAAUGUAUUUGGGGAAUCAGUUUUGCGCUUUUCCAGGCAAAGCUGGUAGUGUGAGGCAGAGCAGAUACAUUAUAUGGUCUGUUUGUUAGAUUCUUGUACAAUUGACGAGUAAGAUUAACGUGCAAAUAUUUGUGUCUAAGGUAAACCAUUUUGGUUAUACUCUUACAAUUCAAAGUUGGUUAUUGGUGUCCAUUUUAGGAGUAACUAAUUGAUUUUGGCCAGUUUGCUCUUGUUCCAAUUGAAUGGCUUGUACUGUUUGUAGUCCCUUCUCCCCACCGGACAUGCUUUAUUACGACGUGAUGUGUCAUGUCCGCUUAUUGACAGUAGUCCAGUGUUUAGCAGGAACCUAGUGCAGUACUUUUAGGAUUCUUUGACAUACGGUAACACGUUCACCAUCUAACACAGAGUGAGGUGACAUUUCCUGCAACUUCUAAUCCUACUGUAAAAAUGUGAGGAGACGUUCCUAGGUUUUGAAUCAAAUGAUCGGAGAGUGCAGCAUCCAAUGAGCCAUUUUCUCAUUCACUGGUUUGUAAAUCAAAGCAAUGUUCCAAAAUAAAACCUGCUGUAAACUAUUA
This is a messenger RNA of Hippocampus comes (tiger tail seahorse), 3798 nucleotides long. RefSeq names its product striatin, calmodulin binding protein (gene strn). Gene Ontology annotation, cellular component: dendrite. The transcript is spliced from 17 exons. The record is from RefSeq and is a predicted model, not a curated record. The coding region runs from base 136 to 2484 and encodes 782 amino acids. Gene Ontology annotation, molecular function: protein-containing complex binding; protein phosphatase 2A binding; armadillo repeat domain binding. Lineage: Eukaryota; Metazoa; Chordata; Actinopteri; Syngnathiformes; Syngnathidae.